AUUGAAUAUUCAUCAGAGAAUAAUAUUAUACUUGGUUUGGGAUCUCGAAACUAAUCCCUCUGCAAUUGACCACAGCAGCGACAACCGAAGCAGAAGGACUGAUCUUUCAAAUUUUCAGCUCAAAAUCCAGGAAUAGUAAUCCAAGCGUACUUCCAGCUGGAUUCAUCAUGUCGGAUAAAACCCCUGACCCAUACUUCGACCUGAUCAUGGACGAAGAUCUUGCCAAUAAUGAAUGGCCACGUGGACUAGACGAGAUCAAAGAAAAAGGCACACGAUGCAUUGCUAUCUCAUCUAUAAGUAAAGAAGACUUUGAGGCUAACAAACACAUCAAAACCAAGAGUGGAGGCUGGACCCUAGCUCGUGCCAUCAACACGGGAGUUGUGAAUCCGACUUCAUUUCUUGGUUGUCACGCGGGAGAUUUGGAGUCCUACCAAGUGUUUGGAGAGAUACUUUUUGACAAAGUUAUUGCCAAAUAUCAUGGUGGUUAUGACGUCAAGACAGGAAACCACGUGACGGACAUGGACAGUUCCAAGAUCACUGAAGAUCUGAGCCCUGAGGCGAAGAAAAAGAUCAUUUCAACGCGAAUCCGAGUGGCUAGAAAUAUCUCCACUUUUCCACUCAAUCCUGGAGGUACUAAGGAGACACGCCUGGCCAUUGCUGACCUGAUGGAGAAGGUAUUUGCUGGUUUGGAAGGCGAUCUUGCUGGGACGUUCUACAGGCACACCACGAUGACACCAGAGCAACAGCAACAGCUCAUUGAUGACCAUUUCUUGUUCCGAGGCAAGGACAAGAUGCAAGCGGCGUCGGGAUACCACGAGCACUGGCCUCAUGGACGAGGAAUCUUCGUGUCAAACACGAAAGAGUUUCUUCUUUGGAUCAACGAAGGUGACCACCUUAGGAUCAUYUCCAUGGAGAAGGGAGGUGACGUCAAGAGAGUCUUCGACAGACUGUCCAGAGGAAUCGCUGCUAUUGAGGCUGGGUUGAAGAAGGAACUAGGAAUCGAUGAUGUCUUCAUGCAUACCCCAUCUCAUGGAUGUAUUACCUGUUGUCCAACUAACCUUGGAACAGCAAUGAGAGGUUCAGUCCACAUACUCGUCCCUAAGCUCAUCAAAUCCAUGGGUUUUGAAGCUAUCGACAAGUUUGCAAGAGAGCGAAACUGUCAAGCUAGAGGGUCGACUGGUGAGCACUCAGAGGUCAUUGACAGAAUCGAUAUAUCGAACUGGAGGCGUCUGGGAUAUAGUGAGUGGAGUCUGGUUCAAGACAUGAUCAAGUGUGUGAACGAACUGUCCAAGAUGGAGGACGAAGCACCGGAAGGUAGUGAUGCUGAGAAAGAAAAGGAGAAAGAAGAGGAGAAAGAAGAGGAGAAGGAAAAAUCGGACCAGAACGCAAACACCAAUGACGCAAAAAAUGGAGAAGCAAAAGCCAAAUCUUGUUCUGUGAUUUAAAGAAAUGACGUUAUUUUGAUAAGUGUGAGCAACACAAAGAAGUGUUUAAUAACGAAUUUGGUAAAAAGAAAGAGUUAUUAUCUGUGUGUCCGGCUUCAAAAGGGACUUUUUCAUACAAAAAGAAUAUCCCAUGCAUUUAAAGGCCAUUGUAUAGCCUAGAUCUCCAUGUCAAGGGAGGAAAAUAUUUAUUUAUCUAUGAAAUGAAUAUUAACUAAUAUUAGUAUUAAUAUAUUCGACAGUGUGAUAGGAAUGUUUGUAUUUUUUUUCCCCAAAAAAUUUCAUGUAUUUUUGCUGAAUUUGAAAUAAUGAAGCAACAGAAUAAAGAACUUUGUGUGACA
Messenger RNA from Actinia tenebrosa (Australian red waratah sea anemone), 1783 nucleotides. RefSeq names its product arginine kinase. Gene Ontology annotation, biological process: phosphocreatine biosynthetic process. The record is from RefSeq and is a predicted model, not a curated record. Gene Ontology annotation, molecular function: creatine kinase activity. Lineage: Eukaryota; Metazoa; Cnidaria; Anthozoa; Actiniaria; Actiniidae.